GUGCUCGGGUGCAUGCUGCGGGGCAUCAUCCCUAGCGAAAACUUCGAAAAACCGACUUCAAGAAGCCUUUCAAGAAGCCUUUGCUGGACAUUUUGCGACUGCUGUCAGGGGAGGGAUCUGCGGAUACUGACGGCGAUGGAUGACCAGUGAUAUAAGGGAUCGAGAUCAGCCAAAGAGUCAAGCCUUGUGUUGUCCCGACGAGGUGGUGUCCCGCUCAGCACCUGCAACACAGAGGUGCGGGCUGCUGAUAUUUGUGGUGGGGGGCAGAGGUUGACUGCUGCCUGCCCGCAGCAGGCUACGGCUUGUGGGAGAUUUUUGAUUGUUUCCGCGAGCGGGUUUUGCAACUGCCGGGAUGCAGAGCCCCUCGAAGAACCUGGCAUCGCAGGCUGGAGGAGCGGGGGGCUCCCGGGUGCUGCACUUCGGAUUGGCCGGCACGAGGGGAGCCGAGGCGCCCGCGCUCGUGGACUAUAUCCUCUUGGCAGAGUUUGACAUCGACAGUGGCAGCACCGUGAGACAUGCCUACCCCAGCUCGGUGCCGGGAGUAUCGGACGACUGGUUCGCGGAGCACAUGCUCCCGGAGGGCGCCCACAACCACCCUCUCGACUGGACUGUCAUGUUUCUCAACCGCGACAAGACUGCGCUCGACGAGGAUUGGCCGGCUUACUUCGACGGCGAUGAGCAAGCAGGUUCGGCGGAGAAGGGACGGAGCUCCGCCGGAGGCGUAGGUGUGGUAGGGGACAAAUCGUACGAGCCCCGAUUAGCUAGGGGUGGCGAGGGGGAGGGAGAGGGGGAGGGGGGUCGGAGCUUCCUGCACUGCAUCAAUCUGGUUAGAAAACAGGACGACCCUACGGUCCGGCGAGGCGCCGUGGUGAAGGCCAUGUGCAUUUGCUCGCGGUAUAACUACAUUGAGGUUUUCCGGCCGAUGCUCAUGAUCGCCCUCGAGCAAUACUACCAAAGGCAGGUCCCGGAGGUGUUGGAAUCGCUGUUCGAGGCGCUCAACUCCGCGCAUCUCGCGGGGGCUCCGCGACCGACGCCUUGGGAGCGGGGGUUGAUGCGAAGAGGGGUCGCGGACAAGCACAUGGGGACUGUGCCUGUCGAGCACCUUGCCGCUUCGUGGACGUACAUGAUGAGCUUCAAGUACGGCGAGCGCACGGUGCAGGCCUCUAUUCCCCUCUACGCGUUCCCUGACGAGACGCUCAGCCCGUCCGUGACGCUGCUUGUCAACCUCUUCGGGCAGGGAAUCUUGCACCGAGCGUACCCUUACGCUAGCCUCUCGGACCUGAGCUUCCUCGAGACGCCCAGCUACGUUGCGGGUGUGACGAACCCCAUGUUCGAGACGCACCCUGAGUGGUGGGACGUGCUUUGCCAGCUGGAUUUGCCGAACGGUAGCGGGACCGUGAUCACAACAGAGGAGAUGAUUUCAGACGGGGGUGGUGGGCUACACCGCGUAAAAUCCGGCGGGGUAGGGGGCAGCAUGACCAACACCAACGGGGAGGAUAAGAGCAAGACGGGCGGAAAGGAUGCCGGUCUCCUUUUCCAAGGAGAUGCGAUCUUCGCGACAAAGCUCAUAGCCGGCGUCAAGGGAGGAAAGGGGGAGUCAUGGUCGCGCUGCGAGUGUUACGACUAUACGCAGGCAAGACGGCGUACGGCAUGCACCCGCGCGAGGGAGGUCCUUUGGUUGUAG
Ectocarpus sp. CCAP 1310/34 is the source of this 1684-nucleotide messenger RNA. The record is from the annotation of a GenBank genome assembly. Lineage: Eukaryota; Phaeophyceae; Ectocarpales; Ectocarpaceae.